AAACGAUUAAAAAAAAAAAAAAAUUUUAUUAAAAGAUUUUCUAUUUCAUUUCUUUCGAUUCCACGUGUCGCGUGUGUUGGUUUUAACGAAGAAAGAAUUAUUUUUUAAAUGAAAAGUGUAGUAAAAUUAAUAUUAAUAUGAAAACUUCAACAAACAAUAGUUUUCGAUAAUGAAUGUUUUAUCCGACGGACGUGAAAAGUGUGAGAACAAAUUGCGGCCUCACAAUUUUAUCUUCUUUCGAGACAAAAGAUUUCUUAAAGUUAUUCGAAAAGAAAUAAUGACAGAGACAAAGGAAGAGGUUGAAGUAACCGAUCUGACCGAGGCGAUCCUAAGAGGGAUACAACUGUAUUAUACUCCGAUAUUAGUAUAUUUGGGUUCUCUUGGAAACUGUCUAUCCGUAUGUGUAUUCUUCGGUACAAAGUUACGACGAUCCUCAUCAAGUAUAUAUUUAGGAGCAUUGGCUAUAAGCGACACUGGAUUUUUAAUAUCAGUUUUUGUGGUAUGGUUGAAUAUGGUGAAUAUUGGUAUUUUUAACGAGCAAGGAUUCUGUCAAUUCUUCAUCUACCUAACAACACUUUGUAGUUUUUUGAGUGUUUGGUUUGUGGUAGCCUUCACCGUCGAAAGAUUCGUCGCUGUUCAAUAUCCUUUUCAUCGUCAAUCCAUGUGUACAGUGGCUAGAGCAAAAACCGUAGUCAUCGGAUUGACAGUUCUUGGUAUUAUGACGUGUAGUCCAACUUUAUGGUUUUCGAGUCCUCGUUUAAAAAUAUCAAAUACAAAAAAUGUGACGGAAUGUCUUGUCGCUGAGGGUUGGGAGUCCUCAGCGACUAUUUUCAAUUCGAUCGACGCGAUACUAACUUUCGUUGUACCUUUUACCGUAAUCGUCGUAUUGAAUAUACUCAUCGCACGUGCUAUCUAUAGACUCGCCAAAGUAAGGAGAAUACUGACUACCGAAUCAAGGGCUUCGCAGGAUCAAAUGUCCUGUUCUCAAAGUCCUCGAAAUACCUUCGCUCAAAGUAAAAUCACUAAAAUGCUUCUCAUCGUAUCCACAGUUUUUCUCUGUCUCAAUCUGCCGGCCUACGCUAUCAGAGUACAUGCUUUUCUAUACGCGGACAACAAUCCACCGCGAUCGAUAGAGUUGGCGCAACAGGUGUGCAACUUGUUUUUCAACACCAAUUUUGGAAUAAAUUUCAUUCUUUAUUGUACCACCGGACAAAAUUUUCGCAGUGCAAUGAUUCGUAUGUUUUUACGGCGUUCCCACGGAAAAAAUGACGCUGCCGGGCGCAUAUCAAAUCAUGGAAAUAUUGUUUCAGAAUUAGCUCGCAAUAAUACUUUAACGAGCCGUCAAAAAGCACCUAUGUUUACUAAAUCGUGGCAAAACAAUCACGAAUUGCAAAUAUUUUCUAAAGAAUUUAAAGAAGACAUGGAAAAGAAUAAGGAGUGAAAAAUAUAAUUAAGAAAAGAAAGAAGAAAAAUGUACGUACCAG
Vespa crabro (European hornet) is the source of this 1484-nucleotide messenger RNA. RefSeq names its product thyrotropin-releasing hormone receptor. Gene Ontology annotation, molecular function: G protein-coupled receptor activity. Gene Ontology annotation, biological process: G protein-coupled receptor signaling pathway. Gene Ontology annotation, cellular component: plasma membrane. The coding region runs from base 170 to 1441 and encodes 423 amino acids. NCBI's taxonomy places the organism in Eukaryota, Metazoa, Arthropoda, Insecta, Hymenoptera, Vespidae. The record is from RefSeq and is a predicted model, not a curated record. The transcript has 4 exons.